Orcinus orca (killer whale) is the source of this 2152-nucleotide messenger RNA. Its product is annotated as olfactory receptor 7D4-like. NCBI's taxonomy places the organism in Eukaryota, Metazoa, Chordata, Mammalia, Artiodactyla, Delphinidae. Gene Ontology annotation, biological process: G protein-coupled receptor signaling pathway. Gene Ontology annotation, molecular function: olfactory receptor activity; G protein-coupled receptor activity. Gene Ontology annotation, cellular component: membrane. The record is from RefSeq and is a predicted model, not a curated record.
CGUUCGCCGCAGUCUCUUCCGUUGCUGGCCGGGUGUUUCUUGAGCAGUUUCCGGUUGGUCGUGGUUCGGCCCAAUCUGGCGUCCGGUAGGCCGGCGCGUAGGAGAGGGAAGCAAAUGGAAGGUGGAAUUAGAACGAGUUUGUCCCGGGCCGCCCUGGGGUCAGCUUAGAGAGGCCUACGCCGCUCACUUCCGCUGCGGCCUCGGGGCCUCCCGGAACGGCCAGGUCCAGAGGCCGCCCCGGCGAAAUAUCCUAAGGGCGCUUCCGCGAGGUCGUUUAGGUUUCAUCCUGUGCUCCCCUCUUCAAAAGCCUCCAAAGCAGCCUUCGUGAUUUUUCUUCGAGAGGUGUUCUAAGGACACUUUCGCCUUCCUGAGGAAAAGAUAGAGGCAGAAAGGAUAAUGGCUGAGUGUUUGAGAAGUUGUUCUCGGGACUCAGUGACCUUCGCUGAUGUAGCUGUGGACUUCACCCAGGAAGAAUGGACUUUACUGGACCCCAUUCAGAGAAAGCUAUACAGAGGUGUGAUGCUGGAGAACUACAAGAACCUGACCACAGCAGGGUAUCAAUCAUUGAAACCCACUCUGAUCUCUUGGUUGGAACAAGAGAUGAUUUGAGGACAGCAGAAAGAAAAGGAGUCCUCCAAGAAUUGAGAAACGCAGUGAGGAGCUUGGAAAGACGACAUCAUCUCUCCCAUUGAGACAACAAGCAGGCUUUGUUCCUGCUUCAAAGAAACAAAUAAAUUCCACAACCUCAGCAUUGCUCUCCUGUAAGACAACCCAAUGUAGUGCAGACUCGACAUGGGCCCUCUGUGUCACCCCUGAGAGACUCAGGGACAAAGAGACAAAGGGAACCAAUACAAACAGGCUAACUUUCCUUGGAGGAAGGGAAUAAUCAAGUCACUGGUCCAAAAGUAUUGGUGAUGGAGAUGUGGCUUCCUGGAAGAGGCAGAACAGUAGUGGCCAGGCUGGGUGGAAAGACAGAAACACAUCUGGAAUCCAGUAAUGAAAGCUCUUCCCCAGACAUUUGCCCAUGUUUGGGGCAAGAAGAGGGAACAAGGAUCCCUGCUGUCCUACUUCUUAAUGAGGCUCAACACAGACGCACCAGCGACAUGGGAGCAGGAAACCAUACAGGAGUAUCACAGUUCCUCCUCCUGGGCCUCUCAGACGAUCCUGACCUGCAGCCCCUCCUCUUUGGAGUGUUCCUGUCCAUGUACCUGGUCGCUGUGCUGGGGAACCUGCUCAUCAUCCUGGCCGUCAGCUCAGACCCCCACCUCCACACCCCCAUGUACUUCUUCCUCGCCAACCUGUCCUUUGUUGACAUCUGUUUCAUCUCCACCACUGUCCCAAGGAUGCUAGUGAACAUCCAGACACAGAGCAAAGGCAUCUCCUACAUAGGGUAACUCACUCAGGUGUAUUUUUUUUUUAUUUUUACUGUAAUGGAUAGUUUUCUCCUGACUGUGAUGGCCUAUGACUGGUUUGUGGCCAUCUGCCAUCCCCUGCACUACAUGGUCAUCAUGAACCCCCGCUUCUGUGUCCUCCUGGUUCUGAUGUGUUGGCUCGUCAUUUUCUGGGUUCCCCUGAUUCAUAUUCUACUGUUGAGGCGGCUGAACUUCUGUACUGGCACUGAAAUUCCACAUUUCUUCUGUGAACUGGCUCAGAUUCUCAAGGUGGCCUGCUCUGACAUCCUCAUCAAUAACAUCUUGUUUGUGGCCACUGCCCUGCUGGGUGUGUUUCCCCGCAUUGGAAUCCUCUUCUCUUACUCUCGAAUUGUCUCCUCUUUAAUGAAAAUCUCCUCUGCAGCGGGCAAAUAUAAAGCAUUAUCCACCUGUGGGUCUCACCUCUCUGUGGUUUCCUUGUUCUAUGGGACAGGCGUGGGGAUCUAUCUCACUUCUGCUGUGACCCAUUCUCCCCAGAGAAGCUCCAUCGCCUCAGUGAUGUACACCGUGCUCACCCCCAGGCGGAACCCCUUCAUCUACAGCCUGAGGAACAAGGAUGUGAAGGGGGCCCUGGGAAGGCUCCUAGGUUUAGGUACCACUUGUCUGUGAGGGGCCACUGGCCUCAGAACUAAGUGGACACUGUGGGCUGCAAAAACAAAUUUUGAGAAUUUAUAUCUCCUGAUUUUCUUUUCCCUUAAAAGACAUGCUUCAUUUCUUCCAUU